AUGGCUUUUCUUCGCGCGUCUCUGUUGCCUUUGGCGCUUCUUCCUGCAGUCCUUGCGGCCCCCGCCGACAAACCUCACCCGGUUGACGCGCGACACCCCAUGAUCACCCCUCCACCCACACGCGUCCGACGAAGCCCUGACCUCAGCGACGACAUUGGCAACUACGUUCACAGUGUCUUGGGUGGCUUGGGAAGCGACAUAUCUUCAUUUGUCGCGUCCGGUGUUCCGAACUUCUUUCAGGGCUUUCCUACCGGCACCCAGGUUCUCAGCUCCCUUGGAAUCAACGAUGGUGAUCUUGCAGCCCAACCCACCCAAGUUUUGAACGUACCGGCCUAUGGCAAUUGGACCGACGAAGGAUGGAAUGUCCGUGUUCACGGCAACGUCUUCAAGCAGCCUAACAUCAGCCAAUCCAAAGUUGACGACCUCGCCAAUAUCUUCCUCAUUGACGUAGAUGUUGAUCAGCUGCCCCCGGACCAGCAAGCCCAAGCUCGCAAUGUGACGAAGUCCAUUUUUGUCGUCCAGCAAGAUGACCAGAAUGUCACCAUAAACUUUGUCAACAACGUGGCUGUAAGGCCAGGUGCAAGCGGAGGAGCUGUCAAUGCCCGUGGUGGUGCUCAAAGCAUCAACAUGCCGUAUUUGACCACCGCUGAGGGUGAUUUCGAUGCCUUUGUGAAGCUGCGUAACACCACGGGAAGCAACGGCGGGCACAUGAUUCCAGGAAACGAAACAAACUCGAUCCAAACACUCAACAUGUAUGCCAACGGCACGUUGACAGGUAAUGCCACGGCGUACCUUGUCCCCCCACAGGGCACUACCAUCAUAUCUGAUAUUGACGACAUCCUGCGUGUUACCAAGAUUUACCAGCCCAAGGAGGGCCUCCUCAACUCUUUCGCUCGUCCCUUCACACCUUGGGAAAACAUGCCGGAAAUUUAUGCCAAUUGGUCCGCGUCAAUUCCGGACUUUCACUUUCAUUACCUGACCACUACGCCAGAGCAGGUUACCCGGAAUUACAUGGAGUUCAUCUACAAAACCUAUCCUCUUGGCAGCUUUGACACGCGGCCUCUUAAUUUCUCGGACGUGCAGGCCACGCUCUCUAUUCGCCGGUUCCUUUUGGACAAGAUCUUUCAGACCUUCCCCCAACGCAAGUUCAUCUUGGUCGGAGACACGACGAACUCGGAUGUAAUGAAGGCGUAUCCCGCCAUGUUCAAGGACUACCCGAACCAGGUACUGUGUAUUCUGCUACGGAACACCAGCGCCACCGACUCUGGUGACAAGUUCCCCUACAACACGGAGGGUUUCAAGGACAUCCCGCAAAACAACUACAUGUUCUUCAAGGUACCCGACGAUCUCAGGAAUCUGGAUGUUGCAAGCGGGCAGUGCUGGAACCAGACAAUUCCCCAGAACGUAACUUUUAAGACGCAAGGAUUACCGUUUGGAUUGGGAAAUACGGCCGGCUCCAAGGCGCCGCCGACCACGUGGGCGUUGGCCGUUGGCCUGUUGUUGAUGAGCAUUGCGGUCUUGAUGUGA
This is a messenger RNA of Colletotrichum truncatum, 1527 nucleotides long. RefSeq lists its product as uncharacterized. Lineage: Eukaryota; Fungi; Ascomycota; Sordariomycetes; Glomerellales; Glomerellaceae. Gene Ontology annotation, molecular function: phosphatidate phosphatase activity. Gene Ontology annotation, cellular component: actin cortical patch. The record is from RefSeq and is a predicted model, not a curated record.